Messenger RNA from Prunus mume (Japanese apricot), 1875 nucleotides. The record is from RefSeq and is a predicted model, not a curated record. Lineage: Eukaryota; Viridiplantae; Streptophyta; Magnoliopsida; Rosales; Rosaceae.
UGUUGCAGGCUUUCCUCAAUUCCCAUCUCUCUCUCUCUCCCUCUGAAGAAGAAGAAGAAGAAGACUCUUGUCUUUCCUUAUUCUUCAAAACCCACAACAGAGACCCGCGAAAAUGGGCUUUCCCUUCGGAAUUCUAAUCGCCGGCUCAAUUCUGAUGUCGGCGGCUGUGGUGCUGUGUAGUUUCCCGGCCGCCCUCAGCCUCGAGAGAGCUUUUCCUAAUAGCCUCCGAGUGGAGUUGAGUCAACUCAGAGCUCGGGACAGAGCCAGGCAUGGAAGAAUGCUUCAGUCCACUAAUGGUAUCGUUGAUUUACCUGUUCGGGGAACCUUCGAUCCGUUCCGCGUUGGGCUCUAUUAUACAAAACUGCAAUUGGGAUCUCCUCCGAAAGAUUAUUAUGUGCAGAUUGAUACCGGAAGUGAUGUUCUGUGGGUCAGUUGUGGUUCCUGCAACGGUUGCCCCGAAACAAGUGGACUCCAGAUUGAGCUCAAUUUGUUUGAUCCUCAAAGCUCAUCAACAUCACAAUUCAUUUCUUGUUCGGAUCGAAGAUGCAGUCUUGGCAUUCAAUCAUCAGAUUCGGAUUGUUCCACUCAGAGUAACCAGUGUUCGUACACAUUCCAGUAUGGAGAUGGCAGUGGGACAUCAGGCUAUUAUGUAUCAGACUUGUUGCACCUUGAGACGAUUCUUGAGGGUUCUGUAACACAAAAUGCUUCAGCUUCCAUUGUCUUUGGGUGUAGCACCUUGCAGACUGGUGAUUUGACAAAGUCAGAUAGAGCAGUUGAUGGGAUCUUUGGGUUUGGCCAACAGGGUAUGUCUGUCAUCUCUCAGUUGGCUUCACAAGGAGUAGCACCAAACGUCUUCUCCCACUGCUUGAGGGGAGAUGAUGGUGGUGGAGGUAUAUUGGUUAUCGGCGAGAUUGUGGAACCAAAUAUAGUCUAUAGCCCGCUCGUCCCAUCACAGCCUCAUUAUAAUUUGAAUCUGCAGAGCAUUUCUGUCAAUGGGCAAAUAUUACAAAUUGAUCCAUCAGUGUUUGCAACAUCAAGUAAUCGAGGAACCAUAGUUGAUUCUGGUACAACUUUGGCAUACCUUGCAUCUGAAGCUUAUGAUCCUUUUAUCAGUGCUAUUACUGCUUCUGUUUCACAAUCCGUGCACCCUGUUGUUUCAAACGGAAACCAGUGUUAUUUAAUUACCUCCAGUGUCAGUGAUAUAUUUCCUCAAGUUAGUUUAAACUUUGCUGGUGGCGCAUCCAUGAUUCUGAGACCUCAGGACUACCUUAUACAGCAGGGAUCUAUUAGUGGUGCUGCAAGGUGGUGCAUUGGCCUUCAGAAACUUCAAGGUUCAGGAAUAACGAUUUUAGGAGACCUUGUGCUAAAAGACAAAAUCAUUGUUUAUGAUUUGGGUGGUCAACGAAUUGGAUGGGCUAACUAUGACUGUUCAAUGUCCGUUAACGUCUCUGCAACAAGUAGAACCGGAAAAAGUGAAUAUGUCAAUGCAGGACAGAUAAGUGACAGCAGUUCGUUGCAUCUCAAUCCCUAUGAUCUGAUACCAGCAAGCAUAGUGGCUUUUCUUGUGCUCAUCAUAUCUCUGCAAGGAAACUUCCUGUUUUUAUAGCAUACACUCGAAGAUAUAUGGGGCUACCAUUCUUUCUUUCUUUUUUUUCCAUUGUAUAUGUAGUCUCUUGCUGGUUUAUAUUUAUAGCAACCGGCAAGACCUAAUGCUAUAAUUUUCAUAACCCCCUUUGGCUGUUCAGUUGCAAUAGGUUUGCGGGUUCUCUCAUUCAGAGUGUUCCUAGUUCGAGUAGAAAUACACAUUGCCCUGUUAACACGUUGUAAAUUACAUUUACAUGUAAUUGGUUUAAUGGGAUAUUAGUUUAUACAAAA